CUGGUUUGGGACUGCCACCUCGUGCGUGGGCGGCACAGUCACCGGGAAGGUCCUCUCGACAGUCUUGUGGCCUCGUGUCCUCCACCUUCUUGGUGCUUUCCCUUGCCGCCUCCCCUCACACUAGCAGCCUGUAGGAGAGGCGGGGCCCACAGGACAGAAGACUAAGCACAUGGACUGGAAAUUGGAAGGGAGUGCUCAGAAAACAGACUCACACUUGCUGCAGGAACAAGAAGUCAUCCUAGAGGACACAGGUGAAGAUAGCAUCUCUGAAAGCUUCCAGCUUCUACAGAUCGAUGUGGAAUGUGAGCAUCGGGAGGUUGAGACGCUGCCCACAGGCAGUGCAACGUGGUGCUCAAAAAAUGUCCAAAGAAAACAGAGACACUGGGAAAAGAUAGUUGCAGCAAAGAAGAGCAAAAGAAAGCAAGAAAAAGAAAGAAGAAAGGCCAAUCGUGUAGAAAAUUCAGGCAUCUGCCCCCAGCACAGCAAACGUUUUCUGAGAUCCUUAACGAAGGAGAGACUUUUGGAAGCCAAACACUCAGGACCAAGACUCUGUAUUGAUCUGAGUAUGACCAACCACAUGUCUAAGAAGGAAUUAAGUAGACUGGCUGGACAGAUCCGAAGGUUGUAUGGUUCAAAUAAAAAAGCUGACAGGCCAUUUUGGAUCUACCUCACUGGAUUCACAACAGACAGUUCCCUCUAUGAAGAGUGUUUGAGGAUGAAUGAUGGAUUUUCUAGUUACCUGCUAGACAUAACAGAGGAAGACUGCUUUAGUUUAUUUCCUCUGGAAACCCUUGUGUACCUGACUCCUGACUCAGAACACGCUCUUGAAGAUAUUGAUCUAAACAAAGUUUACAUCCUUGGUGGACUUGUGGACGAAAGCAUUCAGAAGAAGGUGACAUUUCAAAAAGCCCAAGAACAUUCUGUCAAGACAGCCCGCUUGCCAAUCCAGGAAUACAUGGUCAGAUGCCAGAAUGGGAAAAACUAUCAUUCAGAGAUAUUGGCCAUCAAUCAAGUAUUUGAUAUCCUGUCCACAUACUUUGAGACUCAAAACUGGCCUGAAGCACUGAAGAAAGGAGUUUCUUCCAGGAAAGGCUACGUUCUUCAGAACUCAGUGGAAUGAUGGACAGCCUAAGGAGCUGCAGGAGGCAAAGCUGCUGGAGGUGCUUUGACAGAGAAGCAGAGCAGAGGCUGGCGAUGGCACACACUUGCCUUUACCUUGACAUCCUGGUUCUUACCUAGAAUAUAAAUUACUAAUAACAGGGACCAUAUUUUAUGCUCUUUUCUAUCUCCCAUAGUGCCUGGCUCAUGGGAAGAGCCCAGAUAUAUAUUGACUAAGUAAAAAGUUUACAUAACAAGGAAUUAGCCCUAAACUAUAUGGCUUUGGAUGUAUUAAUUCAUUUUCUAUAUACCUAUUUGUGAAAUAUCUACUCUUUAGAGAUAGCUUAAAUAAUUGUUACAUCAAGUUUUUCACUCAACUGUCAUCAUAAAGUUGUAGCACUUUCUCUA
Messenger RNA from Canis lupus familiaris (dog), 1506 nucleotides. It is a transcript of the gene TRMT10B, whose product is annotated as tRNA methyltransferase 10B. Gene Ontology annotation, molecular function: tRNA binding. The coding region runs from base 170 to 1120 and encodes 316 amino acids. Lineage: Eukaryota; Metazoa; Chordata; Mammalia; Carnivora; Canidae. Gene Ontology annotation, cellular component: nucleus; nucleoplasm. The record is from RefSeq and is a predicted model, not a curated record. Gene Ontology annotation, biological process: tRNA N1-guanine methylation. The transcript is spliced from 9 exons.